Molecule: messenger RNA, 756 nt
Organism: Liolophura sinensis
Lineage: Eukaryota; Metazoa; Mollusca; Polyplacophora; Chitonida; Chitonidae
Product: homeobox protein vent1-like
Exons: 3
Coding region: 1-756 (251 amino acids)
Biological process (GO): regulation of DNA-templated transcription
Molecular function (GO): DNA binding; DNA-binding transcription factor activity, RNA polymerase II-specific
Source: RefSeq, a predicted model, not a curated record
AUGGCAUCCACUGAAUCUCAGAAGAAAACCAUCAGUUUUUCCAUCGACAGCAUUCUCAGCUCUACGUCAUCCAGAAAGGCAAGGCAGCAGCCUUGGAAAAUGCACUCGACCGCUUCCGAAGCGAUGACCUUUCCAGUUAUUACUUGUUCCAGAUCAGCUUCCAUUUCCAUCAUACCGUUGAUUGUUCCUGAAUACUCUGACCUGCGCGCUGAUGACCAACUGUCAGAAAUUAGUGAGGUUAGCGACAAUGUUGACGACAGCAGAGCGUCUCCUGGUUUAUCCCUCAAUGACUCUUCACAUCUUAUUCAAGAAAACAGCGUUGACUACACACGCCAAUCGAACGGAAGAAGGAGGAAGAAGUCUCGAACGGCCUUCACCUCCACACAGCUAGACGGCCUUGAGAAACGCUACCACGUACAGCGCUAUCUGUCGGUCAGCGAGAGAAGUGAUCUGGCUAUGGAGUUAGAAUUAUCCGAUCAACAGGUCAAGACGUGGUUUCAGAACAGACGAAUGAAGGAGAAGAGACAACGUCGUAGUGCAGGGAACACCAGCUCACCAGAACUUCCUUCAGGCGGCGCCUAUACUGGUUCUUCCGGUAUUUACUAUUCAGGCCAAACUGGAGAACCAAAGGCCAUGGAGUUCCCCGUGAUUUCACGCAAUCAGGUACUGCCCUCAAGUCUGGCACAUACUGAGCUGUAUUCAUACCCUAUGGGCUAUUACCCCGUGCCACAGGCCCAGCUAAGAGCUUCUUACUGA